Messenger RNA from Prorocentrum cordatum, 2596 nucleotides. The record is from the annotation of a GenBank genome assembly. NCBI's taxonomy places the organism in Eukaryota, Dinophyceae, Prorocentrales, Prorocentraceae.
AUGCUCGCCCCUGCCUUGGUGGUAGCGCUGGUCGCGGCGGUGGAGUGGCAGACGAACCCCACGCCCGCGCCGCCUGCUGUGGCGACAGCGUGGGCCGAGGAGGUCGCGGGGGCCUGCGACGAGGCCUCAGCGGCCGCGCUGCGGGCCGAGGUCGCGGCCUUGGUGGCCUCGGCGGUGCCCGCACCGCCGCCCCUGCCGCCGCCGCCUCCGGCCUGCAGUGCCUGCACCUGCCGGGACGCGGGCGAGGACAGGGAGGUCGUAGCGCUGCUGUGCCACCUGCUGCUGAGCGUCCUGUCACCGGCCUGGGCGGUGCUUGCCGAGCGGCGUGUGGAGGCGCGCCCGCCAGUGGACCCGCUCGUGUACGCAUUCUUUCGGCAGAAGGCGACGUGUGGGAAGAGAUGCUGUCGGGCCGACGGACCUGCUGGAGGCGACCGCCUUCCGGCUGGCAGCGGGUCCCCUUCGGACGGCGGAAGGCUAUGCGGCUUCCGUGAGUGCCCAGGGUCCGCGCAGUUGGUGGAGCUGGCGGACGGCUGCUGGCAGGAGAUGGAGCAGCGUGGGCAGGUGGUCUCCGACGACCCAGCCCAAGUGGAGCUCCCGUCGGGCAAGAGGGUGGGCAGCAUGAGCGUCUUCCCUGUGGCGGCGGCGCCCUGGCCCCCGCCCCGCCUCCUCGGCAAGCGGCCGCUGUUGGAGGCGGACGGCGGCGACGCCGCCGACGCUGGCGGCUCGGCGGUGGUGGGGCUGGACGCGGGGUCGCCCCCGCCCCCGCCCGAGGGCCGCGCGUGGGUGCUGGCGGAGCCUGUGCCCGGGCUCGACAUCGGGACGAUCUUGGAGCCAAGGAGUGAGGAGCUGAUCGGCGCGGGUGAAGACGCCACGUGGCUUCGACGCGGGCGAGCCCUCCGCCUCGAGCAGAUGGGGCCUGGCGAAGUGCUGGGGUGGACGGCGCGGCGCGUGGCCGAGCUGGGCCGCCUCUUGGGUGUGCGCGUGGCCGUGCCGCCGCCCGCGCUGCUGCCCCCAGCCGUGAGUGCCGAGGCGGCCGCGCCUGGGAGCGGAGGCCCGGCUUUGCGCGCCCCCGUGGGGGCCGCAGACGGAGCUGAGCCUGCCAAGGGCGGCGGGCCCGCCGCCGUGGCGCUGGGUGAGGCCGCCUCGGACGACGCGCGCGCGCUCUCGGUCGAGUGGGAUGGCCAGCGCGGCAAGUUCAUAGAGUUGAGGAAGGCGGUGGGAGAGUCGUUGAGCUACGGCUGGGGUCACCAGCGCUCGGUUUUUUUCGACCAGGUGAACCUCGGGGGGCUUGCCUGCCUGGAGGUGAUCGUGCGCCGCCUCAACGCCAUCGUGGAUGCGUAUAAGCGGGGUGGCGCCCCGUCCUUCGCCAACGCCAAGUACCUGGCUCCCAUGGGCGAGGCGGACGAGCUGCUGGUGCAGGCGCUGAGGAGCCAUGUGACGAGGCGGGCGAAGGAGGACUGGAAGGUCGAUCAGUCGAUGAAGAAGGCUGAGGCCGCCGACGCCCGGGCGGGCGCGGCCUCGGCGGGCGCUGCUGGCGGCGGCGCCAGCGCAGCGGGGGCCGGCGGCGGGGGUGGCAAGGGGCUCGGGCGCGGCGGCCGUGGCCGUGGCGCGAGGGUCGAAUUUGUGAGUCGCGCCCUGUUCGGCCUGGAGUGGAUGGCUGGCUUCAUGGGCGCGGCCGCUUCACCGAGUCUGGGCGCGUCUACUCUGGACAAGCAUGCAGUCCUUCAGCAGCGCCUGUUGCGAGAAGCUCAUCGGCGCCGGGCCGCAGCUCCUCAGGUGUUGCCGAGCGCGGAGGCAGCCAUCAGGGAGCUUUUCCUGGGGCAGUCCGUGUAUGAGACGAACUCGACACCGAGGAAUUACGUCUCCUUCCAGCCCGGCAAGGUCUCGCCCCCCGAAUGUGUGCGCAGCUGCCGCUUCCUCGAUGACAUGGGGGCUCGGAGUGCCGUUCUUAUUUGGGAGAAGACCACGAGCGGAUGAUAUUGGAGCCGGAGGCAGUCGACCUCGACAGCAUGCCCCGGUUGUACAUGGACCCGGUGCCGAAGAGCAAUUCAAAGUCUUAUCGUGUUCUGGGCGCGGACUUCUGGGGGCGGCGGCCAGGCCCGCCGAGUCGGGGGGGUUGUUCUUUGUGGCGAAAGCCGGGCAGCCGAGCUGCGUCCUGAUAUCGAUAAUCGAUGCGAGAAGAAGUAACUCUCGCAUCAGGUCUCCGCCUGGAAUGCGGCCCCUUAGCUGCGAGGGUUUCGGCCAGUUUGAGAUCGAGUUGCCGCCGGGGGUAUCCCGUUCGUCGGCCGAGAGCCGGCGGCUGCUGGACUCGUCCACCGUGUGCGUGGCCACGACGGAUGUGAAAGAUUGUUUCUAUCGGGCGCGAGUGCUGGAGGACCUCGGCCGCUACUUCAGCCCGCCGGCCGUCCCCGAGCACAUGUUCGACGGGCUGAGCGUUCGUGGCCUUCGGGCCGGCGCCCCGCCAGACCCGAGGGCCCGGCCUUGCCUGGCCGCGCUGCCCAUGGGUCUUGCGUGGUCUUUCUGCUUCGCCCAGGCCGCCAAUAGGGCGGGAUGUGCUGGAGUCCAAGUUUGCAGAGCGCGGCGUCGGCGAGCAGGC